Cicer arietinum (chickpea) is the source of this 945-nucleotide messenger RNA. Its product is annotated as large ribosomal subunit protein eL15z. Lineage: Eukaryota; Viridiplantae; Streptophyta; Magnoliopsida; Fabales; Fabaceae. The record is from RefSeq and is a predicted model, not a curated record. Gene Ontology annotation, cellular component: cytosolic large ribosomal subunit; ribosome. Gene Ontology annotation, molecular function: RNA binding; structural constituent of ribosome. Gene Ontology annotation, biological process: cytoplasmic translation.
CAAACGGUCCAUUGGGCUAAUCCUUUGAAUAUUAGGGUUCUAAACUAUAUAUAAACAAAAACACUCCUUUGCUCUGCAACCCUAACUCUCAUUUGGAUACAGCGAUUUCCUCUCUACCUUCGUAGCCGCCAUGGGUGCAUACAAGUACGUUUCCGAGCUAUGGCGCAAGAAGCAAUCGGAUGUGAUGAGGUUCAUGCAGCGUGUGAGGUGCUGGGAGUAUCGUCAGCAAUCUUCAAUUGUUCGUCUCACAAGGCCAACUCGUCCUGAUAAGGCACGCCGUUUGGGUUACAAGGCCAAACAGGGCUAUGUUGUUUACCGUGUUCGCGUCCGUAGAGGUGGCAGGAAGAGGCCAGUUCCUAAGGGCAUUGUCUAUGGUAAGCCAACCAACCAGGGAGUUACCCAACUGAAGUUUCAAAGGAGCAAGAGGUCAGUUGCUGAAGAGCGUGCUGGAAGGAAGCUCGGUGGUCUCAGGGUUCUCAAUUCCUACUGGGUCAAUGAGGAUUCUACCUUCAAAUAUUUUGAGGUCAUUUUGGUCGAUGUUGCCCACACUGCUAUCAGAAACGACCCAAGGAUCAAUUGGCUCGUCAACCCAGUCCACAAGCACAGGGAACUCCGUGGACUCACUUCUGCAGGGAAAGAAAACAGGGGUUUGCGUGGCAAGGGACAUCGCUACCACAAAAACCGUCCAUCUCGCAGGGCAACCUGGAAGAGAAACAACACCCUUUCUCUUCGUCGUUACCGUUGAUUUUACUGCUGUUAUUUUGUGUUACUUCAUUUUCUGGAUAUUUGGAGUGCAUUUUAUUUUGGAAUCGAAAUAUUAAGUUAUCAGUUUUGUAUUGUCAGACUUGUGUUUCUUUCAGGAACUCAUUUUGGUGUUUAAAUAGCUGAGAUUAAUGACAAUUUUCGCCUCUAUGUGUUUCUUUUUAAUAUGAUCAAUUCUUAAUA